AUGUCUUGGAAGCCAUCAAUCCCAGUCUUUCAUCUUCUGCUUGUUUUCCUACUCGCCGGAGAUCUUGGGUCACAUAUUUUCGUAGAUGCCAAUGCUCUAGAAUGCAACUACGGUUGGAAUUACAAAGGCUAUCGGAAAGGAUGGACCUGUGAAGUGAGACCUCCCCAUGGUGUAGGCAGCGUCCCCUGGAGUUGCACAUGGUGUGGAAGGAAUGAUGGGCUAAAACCUUCGGCUAAGGACUGCAUCAACUCACAGGGAGAACAAAUGAACGGUGGGGACCUAUGGGCUUGUGACCUCGAAUUCAGAUGGGCUCCAAUCCCAGGGACAGGCGGCAGAGAUUACCAUUGCAGACAAUCUGCCACGCCGGUCUCGUACUAUUGCAAGAGUCUUAACAAGAACCAACAAUGUCCGGAAGAUUUGUGUACCAAAUGA
Melampsora larici-populina 98AG31 is the source of this 432-nucleotide messenger RNA. RefSeq lists its product as uncharacterized. The coding region runs from base 1 to 432 and encodes 143 amino acids. Lineage: Eukaryota; Fungi; Basidiomycota; Pucciniomycetes; Pucciniales; Melampsoraceae. The transcript has 5 exons. The record is from RefSeq and is a predicted model, not a curated record.